AUGUCGUUCGGCACAAAGGCUAAGCUCAAUACUGGCGCCUACAUCCCGACACUGGGAUACGGCACGUGGCUUUCGGAUCCCGGCGUUGUCGGUGCGGGCGUCUAUGAAGCGUUGAAGGCUGGCUACCGACCUGGCGAAGAUGUGCGUGUAGUGACCACGAUUGAAGGCAGCGCUGAUCUCGAUAGCUACGGCAACCAGAAGGAAGUUGGGCAGGCCAUCAAGAAGGCUCUCGCUGAGCUGCCGGGGCUGAGGCGUGAGGACAUUUUCAUCACCUCCAAGCUGUGGAACAGCGAGCACCGCCCGGAAAACGUCGCCCCUGCGCUCGAAGAUACCCUGAACGAGCUCCAGCUGGAGUACCUCGACCUCUACCUGAUUCACUGGCCCGUGGCUUUCAAGAAGACCGAUGGCAACCCGUUCCCUGUGACUGCUGACGGCAGUGAGAUUGAUCUCGAUCUCGAUGUUUCCAUUGUAGAUACGUGGAAAGCCAUGAUCGAUCUUCCCAAGUCCAAGGUCCGCCCCGUCGGCGUCUCCCUCUUCGCUGCCCCUUACCUCCAGGCUUUGAUCGACGCCACGGGAGUGACGCCCGCCGUCAAUCAGGUCGAGCGCCAUCCCCGGCUGAACCAGCUGGAUGGCAUCGUUAAGUACGCUGGUGAGAAGGGCAUUCAUAUCACGGCCUAUUCUCCCCUCGGCAACAACCUCAUUGGCGAACCCAUGGCUAUCGAGAACCCCGUCAUCAAGGGGAUUGCCGAGAGGCUGUCGGCGACGCCGGCGCAGGUCAUCUUGGCAUGGGCCCAGGUUGGCGGCCACAGCGCCAUUCCCAAAUCUGUCACGCCCGAGAGAAUCCAGUCGAACUUCCAGGAGAUCAAUAUUACCGACGAGGACGUCAAGGCGAUCAACGAGCUCGGCAAGGAGGAGCGACGUUUUGCUAUUCCGUUCACCUGUAAGUGCAGCUGCAUUGUCUUGAAGAUCCAUCACUGA
Verticillium alfalfae VaMs.102 is the source of this 978-nucleotide messenger RNA. Its product is annotated as aldehyde reductase. Lineage: Eukaryota; Fungi; Ascomycota; Sordariomycetes; Glomerellales; Plectosphaerellaceae. Gene Ontology annotation, molecular function: aldose reductase (NADPH) activity. Bases 1 to 978 code for a protein of 325 amino acids. The transcript has 7 exons. The record is from RefSeq and is a predicted model, not a curated record. Gene Ontology annotation, cellular component: cytosol.